AUGCCGCUCUGUCUCACCAUCAUCGAAUUGGAGAAGGCUUCCGACUCAGUUGAGACGGAAGUGGUCGUGGAAGCCUUUGACAACCAAGGCAUCCCUACUCAGUACAUAAAGCUACUUCGAGAGUUAUGCAGUAACUUCACGCCCGGAAUUUCGCCAUUCUACAAGAAUAUCGUCAUUGACCUACCCUCGAGAACGAACGAAGUGAAGGUUGAUGGUUGGCAGCCACAUCGUUUGCGCCUUGCUGAUGACAUCGUACUGAUAACACCUAGCAUCAGCCAAGCGGAACGAAUGCUGAAUGGAACGAACAUAUCCGAAUGCACCAGCAACGUUUAUCUGGAUCGGGAGUUGAACAUUAUGAACGACCUGACCCCCGAGCUGGCCAGGAGGAGAUGA
Messenger RNA from Necator americanus (New World hookworm), 393 nucleotides. RefSeq lists its product as uncharacterized. NCBI's taxonomy places the organism in Eukaryota, Metazoa, Nematoda, Chromadorea, Rhabditida, Ancylostomatidae. Bases 1 to 393 code for a protein of 130 amino acids. The transcript is spliced from 2 exons. The record is from RefSeq and is a predicted model, not a curated record.